Molecule: messenger RNA, 1836 nt
Organism: Sander lucioperca (pikeperch)
Lineage: Eukaryota; Metazoa; Chordata; Actinopteri; Perciformes; Percidae
Gene: rbks
Product: ribokinase
Exons: 9
Coding region: 162-1181 (339 amino acids)
Biological process (GO): D-ribose metabolic process
Molecular function (GO): ribokinase activity
Source: RefSeq, a predicted model, not a curated record
CUCCCUGAGCCACAUUGUAUGGUUAUAUAUAUAAAACUUCUAAAGGAUGUCUCGUUUGACAUAGUUAUACCUUACCAAUUUUAAAUACAAAAGUAAAUGUAUGCGCUGAUUUAGUGACAACAUAGGUCUGGCAAUAGCUAUAACGUUAGGCAGCUGUCAUAAUGCACUUUGGCCGUCACUUGUCUGUUGUGGGUGAGUUGAGUUGUCCACUCUGCAAGAACAUAUUUGAAUGCAAGAUCAUGACUGAAGAGGCUUUUGAUGUGAUGGUGGUUGGCUCCUGUAUGACUGACUUGGUGAGCCAGGCACCAAGGCUACCCAAAGCCGGGGAAACCAUCCAUGGUCACAAGUUCUUCAUUGGCUUUGGAGGGAAAGGGGCCAACCAGUGCAUACAGGCUGCAAGACUGGGGGCCAAAACCGCUAUGGUCUGCAAGGUUGGUAAAGACUUCUUUGGAGACAAUUACAUUCAGAAUUUCAAGGACCAUGGUGUACACACAGACUUUGUAGGGCAGACCUCUGACGCAGCCACAGGAGCUGCCUCCAUCAUUGUCAACAAUGCAGGUGAGAAUGCCAUUGUGAUCGUGGCUGGUGCCAACAUGCUGCUGGGCAGUGAGGAGCUGCAGAAAGCUCUUCCAGCCAUCAGUCAUGCAAAAGUUCUGGUGUGCCAGCUGGAGGUCAGCCCGCAGACAUCCUUGCAGGCACUACGCAUGGCUCAGGAGAACAAAGUGAAGACAAUAUUCAACCCAGCGCCGGCCAUUCCUGACUUGGAUAAAGAUUUCUACAGAGCCUCUGAUGUGUUUUGCUGUAAUGAGUCUGAGGCUGAGCUGCUGACUGGUUCCUCAGUGACUGGUGUGGAGGAAGCACAUGAGGCCGGUCAGGAGCUGCUAAAGAGAGGCUGUGGGUCAGUCAUCAUCACUUUGGGACCCCAAGGGUGUGUGGUUCUCAAGGCACAGGAGCCUGCAUCAACGAAACAUGUUCAAACUGCUGCAGUCACAACAGUGGACACUACAGGUGCUGGAGACAGCUUUAUUGGAGCACUGGCAUUUUACAUGGCUCAUUAUCCCACAAUGCCUCUGGAGGAGAUGGCCCGCAGAGCCAAUCAGGUAGCAGGAGUGAGUGUGCAGGCUGUUGGCACGCAGACGUCUUACCCCUUCAAAAAGGACCUACCAGCUGAAAUGUUCUGAGAGCAGCAAAUCGACAAGUAGACGCCAGUAUUAAUGGACCGAGGCUGGAAUGGUCUUAAUGACCUGUGGACACGACUGUCACAUGAAAUCAGCAGCUUUUGAGAAAUCCGAGAAUGAACGUUAUGAAACUACUGAUAACGAUUUAACCAAUGUUCUUUCAAUACAAAGCUGUUCAUGACUUCAAUUUGACCGUCAAUAUAACAUUUAUUUGAAUAGUGCCUAUGUGAUGACAUCUACUUGCAGACAAUCUCAAUCAUUUGAACCAGUUUAAUUAUUGACAAACAUCUUAACGCUUAGCUUGUACUGCACAUAACUGACUUACAUUUAAUUAGCCCAAACAGAUAACUUUUCACAAAUGGUUUCAUUACAUGUACCGGGUUUAUUUAUGAAGUUGCAAAACACUUGACUGCCAAAUCAAAGACACUGUAUAGCCCAAUGAAUAGCAUCUCUUUUACACGAGUCGUAGUGUCUUGUUAAAAAUGUUGUCAUAACUUUCUUGAUGCUCAGCCGUGGGUUUGCAUCCUGCUGAACUGGUGCAGUGGGGAAAGUAGAGGCAUUUUGACAGAUCCCAGAAGAAAUCCUCUGACAUGUCAGCCAGCCAAAUGUACGAAAUGUUGACUGACGAAACACCUUGUAUAAUCCACGACAAUAAAAA